Molecule: messenger RNA, 3548 nt
Organism: Myxocyprinus asiaticus (Chinese sucker)
Lineage: Eukaryota; Metazoa; Chordata; Actinopteri; Cypriniformes; Catostomidae
Product: rab5 GDP/GTP exchange factor-like
Exons: 9
Coding region: 195-1556 (453 amino acids)
Biological process (GO): vesicle-mediated transport
Cellular component (GO): cytosol; endocytic vesicle
Molecular function (GO): DNA binding; guanyl-nucleotide exchange factor activity; small GTPase binding
Source: RefSeq, a predicted model, not a curated record
ACUUCCGGUUGUAGAUGGCUUGUGUUUGGUGUCCGGUCAACAACACAAAUCAUGAAAUGUGAUUAAAAUCAUCAAUGACGAUGACAAACACUUGAUUAUUGAUCGAUUAAACCCGAUGCGAGAUCAGAAACUGAUCAAACUAAAGCUGCUGGAAAUAUUCACCUCUGUUCUUCAAGUUUACAACAUCUAACAGGAUGAACUCUCCGGGUGAGCGGCGGUGCAUCAGUGUCCAGCAGUCUGACCUCAUGUGUAAGGCAGGAUGCGGUUUCUAUGGUAACACCAUCUGGCAGGGCCUCUGCUCGAAAUGCUGGCGAGAAAAGAAUCAGUGCGUUCGAGCUCCGCAGAUACAGGAUGACCAAGUGCUGGCCGAGAGGUUACAGAGAGAGGAGGAAGCAGCAGCUGCUCGAUCACAGACCUCCGUCACGUCCUCUACAGCGUCCAGUGUGCCCAUCGUGAAGAGACUCUUCACAUCGACUCCCAAAACACCCGUGAGGAGAGACGCAGCAGCUCUCACGACCCCGAUCACACGACACUCAACCUCUGCAGAUGGUGACCCCGUGACCCAACAUUUCAUUGACUUCCUGAAGAGCUUCAACAGAACAGGAUAUGACAUCUUCAGACAGUGUCACGCCUUCGCUGAGAACAUCGCACAUAAAAAGGUUGUUGUUGGUGAAGAGUCUGUGCAGGACUUCUAUCAGAACAUGUCUGAAUAUCUGCAGAACAACCUGAAAGGCUCAUCAGAUGUGCUGGAGCUGGUGAUGGAUGAGGUGGAGCAGUAUGUGAUGGGCCGUCUGUACCAGCAGCUCUUCUGUCCCGACAUCACUGAUGAUGAGCAGAAAGAUCUGAACAUACAGAAGAGAAUCAGGGCUCUGCACUGGGUGUCUAUUGCGAUGUUGUGUGUUCCAGUAGAUGAACAGAUUGCUGCAGUGUCAGACAGUGUGGAGAAAGCUAUAACAGAUCUGAUAGACAUGGACACUAAACGAGUUCCUAAGGAGAAGUUGUGUUGUGUGACGUGCUGCAGUAAACACAUUCUGACAGCAGUUCAGGGCAGUAAGAAAGCAGCGGCAUCGGCGGAUGAUUUCCUGCCCGCUCUGGUUUAUAUCAUCCUGAAGGCCAAUCCACCGCGCUUACACUCCAACAUCCAGUACAUCACGCGCUUCUGCAACCCCAACCGCCUCAUGAGCGGAGAGGACGGAUAUUACUUCACUAACCUGUGCUGUGCUGUGGCGUUCAUCGAGAAGCUGGAUGCGCAGUCUCUGAAUCUCAGUUCUGAAGAAUUUGAGUGCUACAUGUCUGGUGCAGGGUCACCUGAGAGAGCCACUUCCUCCAGCCGCUCCUCACAGAAGUGUGUGUCUGUCCCUCAGAGGUCCGGCCGGGAGCGAGCGCUGGAGUCUGACCUCAUUGAGUGGAGAGACGCUCGUGAACACUCUGUGUUGGGUCUUCUGGACGGAGCAGCUGCUCACACAAACACCUCCAGCAGCUUCUCCAUUGACUCAGAGAACAUCGGUGGAGAUCAGUUGCCUCCUCCACUACAGCCGCAGAAGUUCACCGGAUAGAUCUCGUCUUCACUCAAGAGUUCUUCUCUUUGCAGGUCAUUAUCUGAACACAUGAUGAUCUCAAUUCAAACAAGGUUUUUAUCAGUGGAGCUACAACAAUGACUGAAGUAUUUUAAUCUGACAUUUGAAUUCCAGACAUGUGACAUUUAACAAAGCUGAAGAUUUUUGUGGUAUAUUUGAUAUUUUUUAUAUUUUUGUAAGGUGGAAUGAGCUGGUAAAAUUCAGAUUAUAGAAUUGCAAGUUCAAAUUUUCAGGUUAAGUCAAAAAAAUUUCAAAUCUGUCAUAUUCAGAGCUCAGAAAUUCUAAACAAACUAGGUCAAAGGUCAAGCAGCGCUGGUUAUUUACUUGUGCCCCCCAGUGAUCAGAGUAUAAAUUAAGAAAUUAACAUUGGCCAUAAAUAAUAUCAGUGCUGUAAAAGUUUUGUCCAGUGUACUUCACGUUAUAUAUUCUGUCAAUAUAAAGUCUGCAAUGACAAGAAGUGAAAGAAAUGUAAUAAAUUAAUGAAAGUGAAUGACUUCAUUCUGUCUGAAAACACUUUUGCUUCCAUGUAGCAGCAAUAUUUCAAUGCAGUAACGGAUACAAUGCUUUUACUACAAUGUUCAUUUGUCUCGUGCCGCACGGGUCUGUUUAGUCAAUGUCACGCUGAUGAGUAAAUUACCCAGCUUUACUUGACCUUUGACCUAGUUUGUUUACAAUCUGAAUUUCUGAGCUCUGAAUGGAAGACAUUUGUAUUUGGAGUUCUGAAUUUCAUUUCCAAAUUUCUAAAUUUAAAUCUACAUAAUCCAAAUUUAUACGGCUAAUUUCACCUCUAAACAAAUAAAAAUGUGUUUAAAAUUUCAAAUUUAUAAAAUACGCCACACAAAUCUUCAGGGUUGUUCAAAUGAACAGAUUUCAGUUUCAGAUCCUUUAGUCAUUGUUAUACAUUUAUUAAUAUACUCACAGUCUUGCGUAGACAAUGUUUGACUGCCUGUUAAUAAUAAAGAUGUGUGAAGAGAUCAGAAAGAAUGUAAGGGUGUCAAGAACAUGUCCUGUAUAUAUUUCACCCUGAAAAUAAAAGGAAAUUAAUUAUAUUUUGAAGAAAAUGAAACCUGUUUUAAUACCAUUAAAUGUAAGUUUUAAUUUUGACAUUUUCAUGACAAACACAUUUUCCAAAUGAUAUCUUUACAUUGUAGUGUUUAUACCUCAUGAUAGUAUUUGUUGUACUACCUUUAUGCUUAUUUAAAAAAUAAAAACAAUACUUUGUUCCAGUAAUGUGAAUCGCUGUUGAGAGAAAAAAAAAAAAAAAAACGCUGUAAAAUGUCCCGCACAUUAAAGACAUUUUGGGUGGGAAAUAUGUUUGUCAUGAAAAUAAUGUCACAAUACAAAAAAUCUAAAUGAUCCUAAAAAUAGGCUCAUUUUCUCAUUUAUUUUUGUAACUGAACAAUAAGAGUGUUGAAUUUAACAACAUACUGGUGACUGCAGUUUUUGCUGGUGAUCAUAAAUAUGAUUUUUCUUUUGCACUGUAUAAUUUAUUACAACAUAUCAGUUAUUGAGAGUAUAUAUUUAUUUGAGGUUUCCUCAUGAGUCUAUAUGUUAUAUUAGGUGAUUUGAAAACAUGGACAUUGAAUGCAGAUAACUGAUGUGGCAGUGUAAUCUUUAUUUUGGUUAUUGUUAAAGGGUUUAUGAAAGCACAUGGACAUGAACUUCAGUCCCUGCUGUGCUGAAACAGAUAACAGUUCCAUAGCAAGUGGAUUUCAUGAAGAAUGAAGACAAAGUUAUUACAAAAAACAUAUUUAAGUGUUUAUGUAACUUUUUAAGAAAAACUGUUACAGUGUGAAAACAAGAUUUCAUUAUUCAAUUGGAGAAUUAAACAUAAAUUAUUUAUUUUAAACAUACUUGUAUGCAAAAGUUGUAAUUUUGUUGUUGUAUGUAACUUCCAUCAUGGGCAGUUUUUGACUCAUUUAGUUAUCCAAAUAAUCCUGAUAUGAAGCAAUAAAUGAGAAUUAUGAGAAA